Sphenostylis stenocarpa is the source of this 549-nucleotide messenger RNA. Lineage: Eukaryota; Viridiplantae; Streptophyta; Magnoliopsida; Fabales; Fabaceae. The record is from the annotation of a GenBank genome assembly.
AUGAGGAAGCUAAAGUUUCAUGAAAAGAAGCUUUUGAAGAAGGUAAACUUUUUGGAAUGGAAGAGGGAAGGGGGUCACAGAGAGAACUUGGUUAUGCAACGCUACCAUAUUACUGGACGGGAUGAUUACAAAAAAUAUUCAAGCUUAUGCCAUAUGGUUCAGAAGUUAGUGAACAUAUUGAAACAGAUGGACCCAAAGGAUCCUUUCCGGAUUGAUAUGACUGACAAACUUUUGGAAAAACUCUAUAACAUGGGUGUGAUUCCAACCAGGCAAAGCAUCACACUAUGUGAACGCUUAACUGUGUCAUCCUUCUGUAGACGGAGGCUCUCAACUGUUCUGGUGCGACUAAAAUUUGCUGAGCACUUGAAAGAAGCUGUCACGUACAUUGAACAAGGGCAUAUAAGAGUUGGUCCAGAGACAGUUACAGACCCAGCUUUCCUUGUGACUAGAAACAUGGAAGACUUCGUUACAUGGGUGGAUUCAUCCAAAAUAAAGAGAAAGGUGCUUCAGUACAAUGACAAAUUGGAUGACUAUGAUUUGAUGAAUUGA